Rhizopus microsporus ATCC 52813 is the source of this 594-nucleotide messenger RNA. RefSeq lists its product as uncharacterized. The transcript is spliced from 2 exons. Lineage: Eukaryota; Fungi; Mucoromycota; Mucoromycetes; Mucorales; Rhizopodaceae. Bases 1 to 594 code for a protein of 197 amino acids. The record is from RefSeq and is a predicted model, not a curated record.
AUGAACAGAAGGCUGAAUCGCUUAAUCUUUAUCUUGGUUGAUGAUAUUUAUACCGAUAUUAUGCACAACGCCGCAAGGAUGGCCGUCAAUAUCGGACGUAUGAGCUCAGAGACUAGAGAAGCAAAAAAGAAAAUGACUGCAGCAGAAGAGAUCAAUGAGCUGUCAUUAGAAGAUAUGGUGCAGAAGGUGUAUAUCGAUGAAGAAGUUUGUUAUAUUGUCAAGUCUUUUACGACGGAAGUUGUAUACAAUAUAUCAACUGAGCAAGGAAUAAUGACUGCAUCUGUGCCGUUUACAGCCAAGGCAAAUUGUCACGACAGUAAUAAGAGAAAUGCUACAGCGUACUUACGAUAUUACCUAGAAAUUGACUUUAGCUUGAAAGUUCAUACGAUGGAUAAUAUCGAAGAAGUUACUGAAAACUCUAAUGUAUUUCAAUCAGAAGCUGGAGGUAGAACGGAUGAGGUGUUGACAAGCAUCACGAAUGUAUGCAAACAAGCUUUAGAAAGUCGUAUACAUUUAACUUUUGAAAAUAAUAACAGAUCGUUACAGAUAUAUAAUGAACAAAGACAGUUGCUGCCAACUAAUGAAGAGAUGUAG